Molecule: messenger RNA, 786 nt
Organism: Amaranthus tricolor (Joseph's coat)
Lineage: Eukaryota; Viridiplantae; Streptophyta; Magnoliopsida; Caryophyllales; Amaranthaceae
Product: E3 ubiquitin-protein ligase RZF1-like
Exons: 3
Coding region: 1-786 (261 amino acids)
Source: RefSeq, a predicted model, not a curated record
AUGGAGGAUGAACCUUCAAAUAAUUUUACUGAACCGAAUGAAGGACAAAUGGAGGAUGAAUGGCAACUGGAAAAGCAUUUGAUGUUUACCGUUGUAAUUGUGAAUUUUGAGUAUUUGAUUGAGUACUUUUGGUUGUUGGGUAAGUUGAUUUGGGACAUUUUGUGGGGAAAAGUGGCGGUGGUUAUAACCAUGUCAAGUCGUGGAAAUAUACACUGGUGUCAUCAACGUAGGCGGCUAAUUCGCCCUCGAAUCGAGGGCAUGGGUUGCCCUAGUUGUGAUGGAGGAUUUGUGCAGGAAUUAAGUGAGUUAGCUGGUGGUCGUGUAAGAGAUAGUUUAGAUCGUUUAGUUCGGACUAUGAAAGCUUUUGACCUUUCGAUGUUUCGGAGUCAUCGCGAGUAUAGAUUAGAAGUUUGUAACGCUUUGGUUACUUGUUCCGUGCUAAGAGCUAGACAUCUUAUGCAUGAAUAUAGUAGUCUGUGGUCGACCAGGAUGCCAGUUGAUAGUAAUGGUGGGUUUGAGUUGUUUGUUAAUGGAGACUCGGGAAACAUUGGUGAUAUAUAUACGAGAUUUGGACUUAACGAGUUGAUUGAACGGGUAUUGAUUGAAGUACAAAGUUCACUACGAGCACCAGGUCCUCGAUCAGCAAUCGAUGCUAUGCUAAAGAUAAAGAUCACUCCGACUCAUAUUGAGUGUGAUUCACAUUCACAUUGUCCGGUUUGUAAAGAUCUGUUCGAGUUUGGCACUGAAGCUGAGGCAAACGCCUUGCAAUCACAUAUAUCAAUCUGA